Molecule: messenger RNA, 259 nt
Organism: Racocetra persica
Lineage: Eukaryota; Fungi; Glomeromycota; Glomeromycetes; Diversisporales; Gigasporaceae
Source: the annotation of a GenBank genome assembly
AUGUCCCUUGAGCCAGAUUUAUCAUCUGUUUUCUCUCAAGAAAUUCAAAACUUAUUAGCCAAUAAUGAUGAAUGUGAUGUGAUAAUUCAUGUUGGAAAGGACGAAAAUGUGAAAACAUUUAAGGCUCAUUCUUUGAUCUUAAAGGCUAGGUGUAGUUACUUUAAAACUGCUUUAUCUAAACAAUGGGCUAAACAAGAUGGCGAUUCCAACAUUUUAGCACAUCCUGAUGUACUCCAAAAAUUUUUGAAAUUAUUCUUAA